Messenger RNA from Rhagoletis zephyria (snowberry fruit fly), 405 nucleotides. Lineage: Eukaryota; Metazoa; Arthropoda; Insecta; Diptera; Tephritidae. The record is from RefSeq and is a predicted model, not a curated record.
AUGGCCAGCGAAGCCAACAACAACAACACCGCUGAACUUAAAAUGGCCGAAAAGGAGGAGGAGAGCAAGCUUAAGAUGAAGUAUCCCUCCAUUCAGCGCCCUGGUCCGCAGUUUCUGCAGAAGCGCCUUCAAAAGGGACAAAAAUUUUUCGACUCUGGCGACUACAACAUGGCAAAGGCAGCGGCGGCGAACAAGGGCUCAAACAAGCCUCGCCUGCCAGAGUCCAAGCUGAACCAGGGCCAUCCGCUGCCGCCCACUUCAGUGCAGAGCACACAGGCACCGCCUCCCCUGACCUUGCCGCCACCAUCGAGUACCACGGGCGACGCGAUACCCACGCCUGACUGCUUGGCCACGAGAAAAGCCUCCAUUCAUGUCCCAAGUAAAUUAGUCUCAGGCGGUCCUUAA